GCUAUUGAAGGGUAUCACUUUGAUCUUCCUGGGAAGUAGAUGUCAUGGAUCACAAGCGAGAUAAACAAGAAGAAGCACGGCUCAAUAGCCUGUUGACAACGGACGAAGUCCAAGGGGUGGCGAGCGGAUCAUCUUCGAAUUGGCAACAACUCCCCUCAUACGAAGAAGCCGCAUCGCAUCUCGAACCGCCCGAUAUCAAUGUGGCAGGAGUCCGUAGGCCACCAAAGGAAAAUUGGCACUUGUUCAGCUCGCCUGAUCAUGCAGAACCCAAGCUGACGGACACAGCAGAAGAUCAUGCGUUCGAGCAUUUCAAGCAUCGUAUCACCUCGGAAGGCAAUGUCGUGAUUUAUGCCAAGGAAUUGCAUGAUCCUGUGACUUUGAAGGCAUACCUACGACAACAAGCCUUGGCUAGACCCACCUUGAAACUGAGAUGCAAAGGAGAGCAUACAGAAAAUCGAUAUGUUCAAGUUUCCGACGGUAAAGGAGGAUGGAGAACGGACACCCAGACGGACACCAUUACCGAUUUCAACUUUACGAUUGACCUGACUCCGAACUUGAAGCAAGUGCCUCUCGAAGCGAUCGUCAUAUCCACUGUCAUGCCACACGAACCGGCAUACAGAGGCAGUAGCGACAAGACGUAUGAUCCCCAUUUCUCGAGUGGGAGUGGCAAGGUCAAACUCGAUAUCAAGGCAAAGGCCACGGAUCGAGGCAGGAACAGCACUUGGAACGAGCGGAAGACCUGGUCCAAAUGGAAAGCCAGACGGGUUGCCAAAGGGUAUCCUACGUGGACUUCCAUGGCGGACGAUGAUGGAGACUCCCCAUUCGCGUCGCACUCGGGCUCUGCGCAGAUCCGCGAUGUCGAGAAUGCCGACGAGGAAGGCAACGGGAUAGAUCAAGCCGGUCUUCACGAGUGGUGUCAAGCAUACUGUUCUUCCCUUCAGCCGAUGCGGGAAUUCAUCUUGAAGAAGGAAAUUUGGGGAUGGGACGAAGAAGGUGUCCUGUUGGCUGUCCGUGCUGCCAUACAAUCGACAGGAUACGGGCAUAGUUUUGCGGUCACGUUCGAAAAGCAGGCGCGAAAAGUUAUGGUCCAUCCUGCCAAUCUGUUUUCAAGCCUUACGACUGAGCCGAUCAUCGUGUUCCUGUUAUGGAUCACCUUGAUAUACCCUUUGCUCUGGAUCUACAAACGAACCAUCGCGGGCGGCCGCUAUGAGGUCGUGACCGCAAGCUAUCCCCUCAAAUGCUACUUACCAGCAGCACAGUCAACCUCGGCGUUUCCGGACAACAGAGAUAUUCGACACGGACCGCCCAACUCUGGAUCAGCUCUGUUCCGGAUGUACGGAACUCGUGAGGGAGAUUUCGUUCGAGAAUGGGAGGGACGCAUUCGUUCGAGCGUGAUCGGACGAUUUGUAGGGGAUCUCGGGUCAUCGCAUAGUCUAGCAGUCCUGGAUCAACAGGCCAUGGAAGUCGCUCGUCGGCUAGAUGGUUAUUAAUCGGUUCGCGGCAGGUGAAUGUCAUAAUCGCUUACUCAUAUACCCAGCUUUGUGAAUUUUGUGCCGAUUCGCGUCUACUGUGUUGUACAGGUAUACAAGAUACCACUCUGUUGUGUUAUGAUACGAUGUUCUAUGCUGAUGAUGACUGCCAUAUCUUGGUUGAGGGCCCGAUCUGCAAUUCGUGCGUGCGAGUGUACUCGUACCAGUCUUCCGUGGCAACGAAUUGGGGUUUGUCGGUGACCAUACUGGGCUGCGCGCCGUGACCUUGGUUGAUGUUUACUUUGGGAGAUCGAGUCGGUGGCUUGUAAGGCG
Molecule: messenger RNA, 1802 nt
Organism: Filobasidium floriforme
Lineage: Eukaryota; Fungi; Basidiomycota; Tremellomycetes; Filobasidiales; Filobasidiaceae
Exons: 8
Coding region: 45-1490 (481 amino acids)
Source: RefSeq, a predicted model, not a curated record